AUACCCUCCCUCGUCAAAACAUUUUACAAGCUGGCAGACACCAUUCGCCGCUCACCAGACCAGACCGUUCUCUUCUCUUCUCAAUUUUCCCUCCGGCCUCCACUAAUCUCUGCAUGCCGUGCCCCAAGGCCCAACAUCUCUUCUCAAUUACAAUUUACAAUCCUGUGCUCGGCUGAGUGCUGAAUGCUGAUGUGAUGCCCUCAAAAGUGCCCACCUGUCUUCCUCCCAAUAUUAGUCUAAAAUUCAUUAAAAGCUAUGUGAAUUCCGGUGAUUUGGGAUGUGCUCUGCAAUUAUUCAAUAAAAUUCCAGUUCCAGAUCUCCGUUCCUGGACUAUCUUGAUUACCACACAUACAAAGCAGGGUUUCCCCAAAGAAGCUUUGAAACUCUAUGCGGAAUUGCGACUUAGGAAAGUUGAGCCUGAUAAGUUGGUCUUGUUGGCUGCUGUCAAGGCAUGCGCUGCCUCUGCACAUCUUGCCAAUGCAAUGCAGAUUCAUGAAGAUGCUAUUAGAUUUGGGUUCUCUUCCGAUCUUCUGUUAGGCAACGCAUUGAUUGAUAUGUAUGGGAAAUGCAACUUCUUUCAAGGUGCACGCAAGGUUUUUGACGAGAUGCCCACUAAGGAUGUCAUUUCUUGGACCUCAAUUUCUGCCUGUUACGUCAAUUGCGGCCUCCCUGGAGAAGCCCUGCAAGUUGUUCGAGCAAUGGGAUCGACUGGAAUGAAACCCAACUCGGUAACCGUUUCAUCUAUUCUUCCCGCCAUUUCUGAUUUGAAAUAUCUUAACUUGGGAAGAGAAAUUCAUGGCUUCGUCCUAAGAAAUGGGAUGUCCCAGAAUGUCUUUGUGACCAGUGGGCUUGUAGAUAUGUAUGCCAACUGUUUCAGCCUCCACCAAGCACAGCUUGUCUUUGAUAAUAUGUCAAAGAGAGACAUCGUGUCCUGGAAUGUGAUUAUAACAGCACAUUUUUCUAAUGGAGGUUGUGAAAAGGCUGUCAAUCUCUUCCAUCGAAUGAGAAGCGAAGGGGUUAAUUUGAAUUCUGCUUCAUGGAAUGCCGUCAUCAGUGGCUGCAUCCAACAUGGGAAAACCGAACAAGCACUAUACCUACUUGCUCAAAUGCAAGAUUCAGGCUUCAAACCCAAUCACGUUACAAUUGCCAGUUUAUUGCCAGCUUGCACCAAUUUAGAAAGCCUAAGAGGAGGCAAACAGAUUCAUGCGUAUAGUUUCAGGCAUCGAUUCAUUGAGGAUAUUAUGAUAGCAACAGCCAUGAUCCUCAUGUACGCCAAAUGCGGAGACUUGGAGCUCUCCCAAAGAGUUUUCAGUGAGUUACCCAGAAGGGAUACCGUUGCUUGGAACACAAUAAUCAUGGCAAACUCGAUGCAUGGGAAUGGCAAGGAGGCCUUGCUGCUCUUCCAGAAAAUGAUAGAUUCGGGAAUUAAACCUAAUUCAGUUACCUUCACUGGUGUUUUGUCUGGUUGUAGCCACUCACAGCUUGUCCAGGAAGCCCACUCAAUUUUUUACUCGAUGAGUGGAAACUACUUGAUUGAACCUGAUGCAGAUCAUUAUUCAUGCAUGGUUGAUGUACUCAGCCGUUCUGGCUACCUAGAAGAAGCAUAUGAAUUUAUCCAAAAAAUGCCAAUAGAACCAACUGCAAGUGCUUGGGGAGCUUUGCUUGGUGCUUGUAGGGUAUAUAAGAAUGUAGAAUUGGGACAAGUUGCAGCAAACAAAUUGUUUGAAAUUGAACCAGAAAAUCCAGGCAACUAUAUACUGUUAUCUAACAUCUUUGUUUCUGCUAAAAUGUGGCUGGAUGCUUCGAAGAUUAGGAAACUGAUGAGAGACAGAGGAGUUACGAAAGCACCAGGUUGCAGUUGGGUUCAGGUGAAAAAUAGAGUCCAUACUUUUGUUGUGGGUGACAAGAGAAAUGAACAAAGCAAUGAGAUCUACCGCUUUCUGGAUGAAUUAAGGGAGAAGAUGAGACUAGCAGGAUAUUUGCCUGACACUGGUUUUGUUCUGCAAGAUGUAGAUCAGGAGGAGAAGGAAGAGCUUCUCUGUAAUCACAGUGAAAGGCUUGCCGUUGCUUUUGGCAUACUAAAUCUCAAUGGGGAAUCAUUGGUGCGGGUUUUCAAGAACUUGAGGAUAUGUGGAGAUUGUCAUAAUGCCAUCAAGUUCAUGUCCAAGAUUAUUGGGGUCCAGAUCACUGUGAGGGACAACUUGAGGUUCCACCAUUUUAGAGAUGGAUUAUGUUCCUGUAGAGAUUUCUGGUAAUCCAUGAAUUUGCUUUGCUCUUGCUUGUGAUGUUCAGGUAAGAUUUGAAGGAUAGGAAGUAGCUAUUCCUCUAGUCCAUGCUCUUCUCAACAAUGUAGUGACGUGCUGAGGUUGGGAUUCCACCAUUUGAUAUGUGCCAUUUACGAGAUGUCAUAUAGUUCAAUGGAAAAAAUGAGUUGAUGCUCCCAAGUCUUAAUCAUCCCAUAUAUCCUUUGGAUGGUGAGGAAGGAAGGAAACAUUUGAGGCAGCAGACUGAACAAGUAUAUAUACAGAUAAUUAUGGUGACGAAUUAUUGUUUUGAUCCGGAAGACCUCCAGAUGCAUCACAUCUACUGCAUUGCAAGAUUUCCCCUUCGCCCAACUGAUGAAAUGAGAUCAAUAAUAAACACAACAGAAAGGGGAUAUAUACACCUUAAGUUAUCUAUUCUUUUGUUCACAAGGCGAAAUAUAACUUUACACACGGCGUAUAGAGAUUCCAGCAUAAAUUUUGCUGCUACAAAACAUGACCAGGUUAUUGGAAGAGUGGAGCUAUCCGGGAAAAUCUUUUAGAUAUACCUAACUCCAUGGAAAAUUUAAUCUGUAGCUGCAAUAGACCCCUUAUGUGGGAUAGCCAUUGAAGAACAUGCCAGGCUAGGCAAUUGGACAUUUACGUGCUGCAACUGGAAGCCUAAAAGAACAUGUGAGAGGCUAGAACUUCAUUUUAAGAGGUACAAUUGAGGCGUUUAUAUUGAUUCUUCUUUAAUGUAAGCUCUCCUCUUUCAGACUCUUUUGUUCUCUGGGUUCCUAUUGAAAAUAAAUGAUACUUGUUCCUGUA
Molecule: messenger RNA, 3068 nt
Organism: Nelumbo nucifera (sacred lotus)
Lineage: Eukaryota; Viridiplantae; Streptophyta; Magnoliopsida; Proteales; Nelumbonaceae
Source: RefSeq, a predicted model, not a curated record